GGCUAGGCUACAGUAUCCACAUUACAGGCACGUUGCAGGACCAGCGUUUGCGUGAGUGAGUGCACGCGCAAGGACACACUGGUGCUGCUGCUGAGUCGCUUGCUAGACUAGUGACAGUGAGGGCAUACUGAUCGAAGCAGCCAUGUCAAACAGUCCUGCACUACUCAUGCGGCUAAUGGCCUCGGCCUACUCAGUGGCCGAGAAAUCUGGAGCCAUCGCAAGGAGAGUGAUGCAGAGCGGAGACCUGGGCAUAGUUGAAAAGACAGGAGCCAAUGAUCUGCAGACUGCAGCCGAUAGGCUGGUCCAACAGAGCAUCUGCGCUUCACUGUCCCGCAGUUUCCCAAAGCUCACUAUCAUUGGAGAAGAGGACCUGCCGGCAGAGACAGUCGAGGAGGACCUGAUUGACACAAGACAAGCGGAGGAGGUCUUGCUGAAGCCCUGCCCACCAGAGUACAGCGGUCUGAAGGAGGAGGAGCUUGUCGUGUGGGUUGAUCCACUGGACGGCACGAAGGAAUACACAGAAGCCGCGAGUUUACUGUUCAGCCCCACUCACAGGCAGAAGGUCCACUCAGGCUCCGAGCGUCAGCUGUUGGCCACCGCACUCCGGCUGCUCGACCAUGUUACAGUAUUGAUUGGAGUCGCGUAUGGUGGCAAAGCCAUAGCAGGAGUCAUCAACCAACCCUUCUUCAACUACCAGCUGGGUUCUGGAGCGGACUUGGGCAGGACGAUGUGGGGGGUCCUGGGUCUGGGAGCGUUCGGCUUCCAGCUGCAGGAGGUUCCAGAUGGCCAGCGAAUCGUCACCACCACGCGUUCCCACAGCAACAAGCUGGUGACUGACUGCGUGGCAGCCAUGGAGCCGCACAGCGUCAUCAAAGUGGGAGGGGCAGGAAACAAGAUUGUCCAGCUUGUGGAAGGGAAAGCCUCUGCCUACGUGUUUGCCAGCCCAGGCUGUAAGAAGUGGGAUACCUGCGGACCUGAAGCCAUCCUGCAGGCAGUGGGGGGCAAACUGACUGACAUGCAUGGGAAUGCAUACUGCUAUGAUGCCAACGUCAAGCACAUGAACUCAGCUGGUGUGUUGGCCACUCUGAGGAACCACGAAUACUACGUCAGCAGGGUACCACAGUCUGUCAAACAGGCACUGUCUUGAAGAGGAAGGCAUUCUGGGACAUGUAGUUUUAAACUCCAUCACUGGUCUUCUUGGUGAAGGAUAAAGCUACAUCUUAAAUGUAAUGACACACUACCUUUUUGUCCGAUUUUUAUACUGCACCUUCAUAUCAACAGUGAUUUUGACCUACAUGAGGCAGCUGAUGGAAUGUUUGCUGUGUGAUAAUGUUGCUCACAGUGAUUAAUUGACUAAUGAAUCCCACUCAUCUUUGCCAUAGCUCACAUUUUGUAUAUCAUUAAAGGACCAAAGUUAUAUUCUAAA
Molecule: messenger RNA, 1426 nt
Organism: Sardina pilchardus (European sardine)
Lineage: Eukaryota; Metazoa; Chordata; Actinopteri; Clupeiformes; Clupeidae
Gene: bpnt1
Product: bisphosphate nucleotidase 1
Exons: 10
Coding region: 143-1147 (334 amino acids)
Biological process (GO): phosphatidylinositol phosphate biosynthetic process
Molecular function (GO): 3'(2'),5'-bisphosphate nucleotidase activity
Source: RefSeq, a predicted model, not a curated record